UGCAAUCUCUGUCUCUGUUCUCACCCAUUCCCAACUCCAAACCCAACAAUAGCGCUAUACCAAUCCAAAAAAACCCAAAAGCAAAGCAGUAAACUAAGGAGCAAAGGCUGCAAAACACUUCUUUCCCUUACCAUAACUUUCCCUUUUACUCCAGGAAAUUGAAAACACCAAUAUUACAAGCAAACUGUAUAUCACAAUAAGCAGCAGCAGCAACUCUUGAUUUCUCUUGAAACCUGCUAAAUAAUCCAACUUUAGAUCAUGGAAGAAUCUGAGACAUACCCAAAAGAAUACUUAUCCCCACAACGAAGAAGAGCUACCUUAACCCCGUCAUCUUCUAAUUCAGCUGCAACAACCAGUGUCCACGUCACUGCUUUAGACGGGCUAGUAAACGUGAACUCACUUUUCACCAUUGCAGUCUUUGUGGGUCUUUCUUUAACCACACCUGGCCAGAAAAGUCUCGAGGACCGUACAGCUUGUGAUGCUGGCAUUGAAGUGGUCAGGAAAUUGUUGGUAUUUGAGGUUGUCUCAUUCAGCUUUUUCCUCUUCUCUUCACUAGUUGCACAGGGCCUUAAAUUGGCAAUUAAUCUCUUGAAUAGCAAAGAUGUUGAUGAGGCUUUUAAGGCUCACAUUAAUCCGAAAGUGCUGAGGCUUGGGAUGUUGGGCUCUGCUGUUGGAUCUGUAAUGGGGUGUUUGUUCUUGAUGCUUUCAAUGGUCAAUGUGAUUGAGAUUCGGCUCGGGUUGUUGUCUUGUGGAAGUAAAUCUGCAAUUCAUGCUGUCACAGCCUUGAUCAUUCUGGUCACCUCUGCUCUUGUGGUUUAUAUCUCUACUGCUGUAUAUGCAUUUCUGCACUGAGGUGAAUCUUUUAAAUGCAAUCUGGAAUGUACUGGUUGUAAGUUUGAAUGUUAGUGCAACUUAUGAAGUUUACAAGUCCACGAGUAUCAGUUUUGUUAUGCUACUCUUUUGGCUUUUGUUCAAUUUACAACUAUCGGUGGGAAACUCCAAUAUAUAAUUUCUUAUGUGAUCUUUUAAAGUUUCUAAUUUUUGUGAUGAUUGGGUCUUUUAUUGUUUGAAGUCAUUAGUUCAAGUGAAAUCCAUUAGUUUAUUUGGGGUGUUUCAUGUUUGUCAAAUAGGAUGGAGAGUGGUGUUAUGUAGUAAACUUUGUUCUCCUUGAAAAUUAGGCAGCUAUAUGUUGGGUAACAUUGAUCUUUUGGCAGAGUAAAGUGCAGCUGAGUCAUUUCUA
Messenger RNA from Nicotiana tabacum (common tobacco), 1240 nucleotides. RefSeq lists its product as uncharacterized. Lineage: Eukaryota; Viridiplantae; Streptophyta; Magnoliopsida; Solanales; Solanaceae. The record is from RefSeq and is a predicted model, not a curated record.